CAAAAUAUUUCAUUUUGAUUGAUUAAAGUAACAUGGAAAUGAUCAAGUUCGUGUUCUUCUUCGGUUUAGUUUAUUGUGUUACGGCCAAAAGUUUGCCUGUACCCACAAAGUGUACAGAUAAUAACGUACUAUUGCCCGACGAAACUAACUGCAAGCUCUAUUACGAAUGCAUCAAUGGAGAAUUGAUCCUAAAAUCAUGCGAAGAUGGAAUGCUGUUCAACUUUGUGACGAAUGAAUGCGACGACAAAGAAAAUGUCGAAUGCAAUCCAAAUUCACCUAAUGAAGACGACGGUUCCGACGAGGCAAAUACACCGUUCGAUGACUCCCUCAAACCCCGGAAUAUGGAAGGAAACCCCAAAGAGAGGCUCUAUUUAGUUCAAUUUGGCUACGAUGGAACAUUUUCAUACAGUUUAUUGGGCUCCAACAACCUGCUAGCAAUGCCUUCAUGGGACUUUCAAAGCCUCUUACAAACGACAUCAGCACCUGUAGAAUUAUCAUCGCCUACCGCAACCACUCAAAGCUCCAUAGAUACGACAGUAGCACCUGUAGAAUUAUCAUCGCCUGUAGUAGUCGAUCUAAGCCCCGUAGAAACGACAGUAGCACCUGUAGAAUUAUCAUCGCCUACAGCAACCACUCAAAGCUCCAUAGAUACGACAGUAGCACCUGUAGAAUUAUCAUCGCCUGUAGUAGUCGAUCUAAGCCCCAUAGAAACGACAGUAGCACCUGUAGAAUUAUCAUCGCCUGUAGUAGUCGAUCUAAGCCCCGUAGAAACGACAGUAGCACCUGUAGAUUUAUCAUCUCCUGUAGUAGCCGAUGUAAGCCCCAUAGAAACGACAGUAGCACCUGUAGAUUUAUCAUCUCCUGUAGUAGCCGAUGUAAGCCCCAUAGAAACGACAGUAGCACCUGUAGAUUUAUCAUCGCCUACAGUAGCCGAUCUAAGCCCCGUAGAAACGACAGUAGCAUCUGUAGAAUUAUCAUCUCCUGUAGUAGCCGAUGUAAGCCCUAUAGAAACGACAGUAGCACCUGUAGAUUUAUCAUCGCCUACAGUAGCUGAUCUAAGCCCCGUAGAAACGACAGUAGCACCUGUAGAAUUAUCAUCUCCUGUAGUAGCCGAUGUAAGCCCUAUAGAAACGACAGUAGCACCUGUAGAUUUAUCAUCUCCUGUAGUAGCCGAUGUAAGCCCCAUAGAAACGACAGUAGCACCUGUAGAUUUAUCAUCGCCUACAGUAGCUGAUCUAAGCCCCGUAGAAACGACAGUAGCACCUGUAGAAUUAUCAUCUCCUGUAGUAGCCGAUGUAAGCCCUAUAGAAACGACAGUAGCACCUGUAGAAUUAUCAUCGCCUACAGAAACCACUCAAAGCUCCAUAGAUACGACAGUAGCACCUGUAGAAUUAUCAUCGCCUACAGCAGACAGUCAAAACCUCGCCGAAUCGACAUUAGCCCCUUCAGACGAGUCAAUGGAUCCAUUCGACAUCGCGGACCUAAUAGAUUUUUUUGACGCUUAA
Phyllotreta striolata is the source of this 1505-nucleotide messenger RNA. NCBI's taxonomy places the organism in Eukaryota, Metazoa, Arthropoda, Insecta, Coleoptera, Chrysomelidae. The record is from the annotation of a GenBank genome assembly.